CACGUUACCCGAAUUGGCCAACCGCCAGCGUGCAUCAUAGUCCAGGCCACAGUCUGCAGCUGCAAAAAUGUCCAUAUUGUGUCUGCAUUCCCAACUACAGGUUUUAGUAACUCCAUAGCUGCACUCUGAAAGGGAAAACAACCUUUUAGUAGUUGCUGCAACAUAAGUAGAAGAAGCUCUGAUGUGACAGAUGACUGACUGAGAGGAAUGGCAGGAGAAACCAUGGUGUCUGAUUAGACUGGCUGUGUGUUGGCUGUUCACUUUGUGGAAAUUAUGUCGCACAGUAACAGAGAGCUAGUAGAGUUCUUUGUAAGCUACAAGCUGUCUCAGAGGAACUACCCAUGCUCUCUGCUGAGGUCAGAGGACGCUGGUGCAAGGACUGAGGGAGACAAAGCCAACUCAGUCGCCAGCAACGGUGUGCUGGACAACAGGAGUAAUGGGGGCGGCCAGCCGGGGACAUUGUCGCACCCACGCGGGAACAUAGAGGCUGUGAAGUCAGCUCUCCGGGACUCAGCAGAUGAGUUUGAACUGCUUUUCAGGCAAGCGUUUAGUGACCUCUCUUCGCAGCUGGACAUCACUAUUGACACAGCCUACCACAGCUUUAAGAGCGUAAUGGACGAGGUGUUCAAGGACGGAUUCAACUGGGGACGUGUGGUGGGCCUGUUUGCCUUUGGUGGCGUGCUGUGUGUGGAAUGCGUGCAGAAGGAUAUGAGCGAGCUGGUGUCCCGCAUUGCAGACUGGAUGACCAUGUAUCUGGAUGAGCACAUCAGUCCGUGGAUCCAGAGCCAAGGAGGAUGGGACUGCUUUGCUGAGAUCUUCGGGCAAAACAGCGCUGCAGAAGCAAGGAGAUCUCAGGAGACUAUGAGAAGAUGGCUGCUCGUUGGAGUGGCGCUGCUAAUGGGAGUGCUGGUCGGUGUGGUCAUCAUUAAGAAGCGGUGAAGGUGCUGCAUCACGGCACCACCCUGUGUAAUGCUACGCCAACAAAAAUAAAACUAAAUAGUUGAUGUUUACAAAUAGCCCAGUCUGCUUGAGCACUGACACGAUGUGUAUUGGCUAAAAGCAGUUUGUGGGCGUGUCCAUAAUAUGUAGCUUGGUGAGCUGUCACACUUCUCACCCCGCUUUGUCCUAUGUCUUUUAUUUUAACACACACAGCAAAGAUUUGUAGUUGUUAAAGGGUGUGAAUGUCCAGGCUGGAAGUGCUUUGAAUUAACCUGAUAAGCUAAGAGACAGUGGAACAGAUUCAGCUGGUUUGAUGAGACUGCUUAUUUUACUUUUUAUCUCCUUUUGUGCGUUAUCCAAGGACCAAUUUUUAUUACCUACAAACUGACAGACAGAAUAUAAGUUAUACUUCCUUUUCACUGUGUAAUGUUCAGCUCCUUUUGUUGGCUGUACUGGAGUUUUAGGCAUGCUUCCAAAAAAUAAAUAUAUUUAUGUUUUA
Cottoperca gobio is the source of this 1438-nucleotide messenger RNA. Its product is annotated as bcl-2-like protein 1. Gene Ontology annotation, cellular component: mitochondrial outer membrane. The transcript has 3 exons. Gene Ontology annotation, molecular function: BH domain binding. Bases 274 to 939 code for a protein of 221 amino acids. Gene Ontology annotation, biological process: intrinsic apoptotic signaling pathway in response to DNA damage; regulation of apoptotic process; extrinsic apoptotic signaling pathway in absence of ligand. NCBI's taxonomy places the organism in Eukaryota, Metazoa, Chordata, Actinopteri, Perciformes, Bovichtidae. The record is from RefSeq and is a predicted model, not a curated record.